GCUAAACUAAACGCAUUUAUGCUUUCUCAAGCACGUGAAAAGUAAAGAUUUUGUAGGCAUAGAGAUUUUGUUCAAUUAAUAAAAUUUGUAAAUAUGAAUGACAAACAUAUGGAUUUUGAAGACUGUAAGAGCGAUGACAGUGGUGAUGAUUGGGAUGAUACAAAUGACGAUGUAUUACUAGUCAAAUGUUUAUUUUGUAAUGAAGAAAUUGGAGGUUAUGAUAAUGCCAUAAACCACCUUAAAUUAACGCAUUCAUUCGAUUUGCCAAAUUUAAUAAAAGAAUAUCAGUUAGACGAUUAUUCUUUUAGAAAGCUUAUCAAUUACGUUAGAAAAAAUAAGUUAUCACCUGACGAAUUAGUGUCAAAAAAGAGAGAAGAGUGGGACUGCAAUGAUUAUUUAACUCCAAUCAUACAAGACGAUGCUUGGUUGAUGUUUGAUGUUGAAGAGUUGGAAGAUGAAUUAAUUGGUUCCACUGAACGAACCAUUGAUACGAUCGACGAAGCAGAUGAAUUAAAUUCAUCAUUAGAGUGUUUAAAAAAGUCGAAUUCCUACCUGGUCAAUGCAGAAAACGGGUGUAUAACGUUAUCAGAAAAACACUUUGCUGAAUUACAACGAUCAAUUAAAUUAUUAAAAUUAAAAGUUAAACAACGCGAAUCCGCUUUCCAAUUAGCCCAAGAGAAAAUUGAUCAGAUGCAAAAGAAAAUCAAGGAAAUAUUCAGCGAUGAUGAUUGUGACCUACCAAAAAACCAAUUAACUUCUGACGUAGUUAACGACGACGGUUAUUUUAAUACUUAUAGCCAUUUUGCAAUACAUCACGAAAUGUUGACGGAUACCGUCAGAACUGAGAGCUAUCGUGAUGCUCUUUUGACCAAUUCUCAUAUUUUCAAAGAUUGUACAAUGUUAGAUGUUGGAUGUGGUACUGGUAUUUUAUCAAUGUUUGCUGCUAAAUCUGGAUGUAAAAAAGUUAUUAGUGUAGAUCAAUCUGAUGUUAUUUAUCAUGCAAUGGAUAGUGUCAGAGAAAAUAACUUGAGUGAUAUGAUUGAAUUAAAAAAAGGUCGAUUAGAGGAUUUAGAUCUUGGUACUGAUAAAGUUGAUGCAAUAGUGUCUGAAUGGAUGGGUUAUUUUUUAUUAUUUGAAGGAAUGCUAGAUACUGUUAUUUAUGCACGAGAUCAUUAUUUAAAACCAGGUGGUAAAUUAUUACCAAAUCGUUGUACCUUGAGUAUAGUUGGAAGUGGAGAUACAAAACGUUAUAUUGAUUAUGUAGACUACUGGUCUAAUGUUUACGGCUUUAAAAUGACUUGUAUGAAAGCAAAAGUGAUUAAAGAACCAAGCAUUGAAAUUAGUAAUAUUAAUGAUAUUGUUACCAAUGUUUCACUUAUUCAAGAUUUUGAUCUUUAUACUGUAAAUAGUGAUUGUAUAAACUUUACGGCGCCUUUCGAAUUUACUAUUAAAAGAACGGGAUCACUUACUUCAAUCGUUGGAUAUUUCGAUGUGUUUUUUGACCUCGAAAAUCCAAUACAUUUUAGCACUGGACCACAUGCGCAACCUACUCAUUGGAAACAAACUGUAUUUUCUCUCAGCGAACCAAUUAGUAUUACAGAGGGAGAAAUAAUCAAUGGAAAAUUAGUAUGUCAACGACAUCCAAAAAAUAAUCGUGCGUUGAUUAUUACUAUUCAUAUAAAAAAUCACAGCCAAACUUUUUAUCUAGAUUAAAUUUUCCAAUACUGCCGGAGAAUUUCGAGUUAUACAAGUAGUUAUAGGACAGUUUGAAAAGUUUUAAUGAAUUUAAACUUUUACAAUUCCUAAAACUUCAAUUUCGAUACAACGAACUUAUACUCUAUCUAGUUUUUAUUUUUAUUUAAAUAUUUUUUAUUAAAACUUUUUACAUUAGAAAUAAAUAUUCUAGUUUUUUAGAAUAUUAUAAAAUUUUGUAAUAAAACCAAAAAAAUAAAAGUUUAGAAAAAAAAUGGUAAAAAUAUAAAAGAACAUUACAAAAGAAAAAAAAAUGAAAGUUAUCGAAUUAAAAUCAUAGUGAGA
Messenger RNA from Chelonus insularis, 2037 nucleotides. RefSeq names its product arginine methyltransferase 3 (gene Art3). Gene Ontology annotation, cellular component: nucleus. The record is from RefSeq and is a predicted model, not a curated record. Gene Ontology annotation, molecular function: protein-arginine N-methyltransferase activity. The coding region runs from base 94 to 1713 and encodes 539 amino acids. NCBI's taxonomy places the organism in Eukaryota, Metazoa, Arthropoda, Insecta, Hymenoptera, Braconidae. The transcript is spliced from 7 exons. Gene Ontology annotation, biological process: peptidyl-arginine methylation.